AGACGGAACCCUUUUCAUAUGUUUUGAAAUUUUUAGUUUGUAAAUUUUCUCGUUUCUCCGCGUAUCGCAAAACGUUCUCUGGCGUGUUCGAGUUGGUGUUCAAAGAAAAGUUUAAGCUAGUUUAAUAAUUAGGUAUUAUUAUAUUCUUGUCCCGUGAUUAAUUCCAAUCUCAAGUAUUACUUUCAUCGAUUACAUUUGGGUAUAAGUAAAUUUUAUGGAUUCGCCCUACUUUUCUUAUGUUCAUUCUACAUCGUAUCUCCGAAGCUAGUUCUAUCACGUCACGCGUAGGUACAUUUUCCAAAAUCAUGAAGAAAGCAUCCUCUUCGAAAGCGGACGGACCCGCCGAGAAGAAAGCCAAAGUCGAAGGCGGACCAAUCAAGGUGGAUGACUUUGUGGAGAAAUUCAAAACCACCCGGAAGGAAACGGCCAAGUCCAUCUUGGAUUUCGAUUUCAAGAAGAAACGCGUACGCAUCCUCUCCGACGCCAAGGAGGUGGACGAGAACAAAAAGGGCGUCGUUUACUGGAUGUCCCGCGAUGCCCGAGUGCAGGACAAUUGGGCGUUUUUGUUCGCCCAGAAGCUGGCGCUGAAGAACGAACUCCCGUUGCACGUUUGCUUCAGCCUGGUGCCGAAGUUUCUCGAUGCUACUAUCAGGCACUACAAGUUCAUGCUGAAAGGACUUGAGGAAGUCGCAAAGGAAUGUGAAUCUCUAAACAUCAAUUUCCACAUGUUGACCGGUCUGGCCAAGGAUACCAUUCCGAAGUUCGUCAAAACGCACGACAUUGGAGCCGUUGUGUGUGACUUCAGCCCACUUCGGGUUCCCAUGAAAUGGGUGGAAGACGUUCACAAAUCACUGCCAGCCGAAGUGCCUCUCUGCCAAGUGGAUGCGCACAAUAUCGUUCCGCUGUGGGUAACGUCGGAAAAGCAAGAGUAUGCAGCACGAACCAUCCGAAACAAGGUGAAUGGUAAUCUCGGUACAUAUCUGACCCAGUUCCCACCGGUCAUCAAGCAUCCCCACAAGGCAUCGUUCAAAGCUAACCCGAUCGACUGGGUCAAGCUGUUGGAUACGAUCGAGGUGGACCGAAGCGUCGAUGAAGUUGAUUGGGCCACGCCAGGGUACACCGGAGGAGUUGGUAUGUUGCAAAGCUUCGUCGAAAAACGCUUGAGAAAGUUCAAUGCCAAACGAAACGAUCCGACUGAUGAUGCUCUAUCGAAUCUCUCGCCUUGGUUCCACUUUGGCCAAAUUUCCGUCCAGCGAUGCAUCUUGGCCGUGAAGAAGUACGGAAAAGGAUUCUCUGAAGGCGUGGCAGCUUUCUGUGAAGAAUCUAUCGUUCGUAGAGAGCUGUCCGAUAAUUUCUGCUAUUACAACAAAAAUUACGACAAUUUGAAAGGAGCGUACGACUGGGCUCAGAAAACGUUGAACGACCAUCGCAAGGAUAAGCGGACCUAUGUCUACAGCAGGGAACAGCUGGAGCAAGCUCGAACCCAUGACGAUCUAUGGAACUCGGCGCAGAUCCAAAUGGUCAAAGAAGGCAAAAUGCACGGUUUCCUUCGCAUGUACUGGGCGAAGAAGAUUCUCGAGUGGACUAAAACUCCGGAGGAAGCCCUGGAGACGGCGAUUUACCUCAACGAUCGCUACCAGCUGGACGGCCGAGACCCAAAUGGAUACGUUGGCUGCAUGUGGUCCAUUGCGGGCAUCCAUGACCAGGGCUGGCGGGAGCGGGAAGUGUUCGGAAAGAUUCGCUACAUGAACUAUGAAGGAUGCAAGCGGAAGUUCGACGUUGCCGCCUUUGUGGCGCGGUAUGGCGGUAAAGUUUACAAAAAGUAAACCACAAAACGCGCAUUUAUCAAAAGGGGUUCGCUGCAAGCGGUAAGUACUUUUUUAUUCGGUAUUAUUUUUUGUUCCUUAUUCACACUACCUCGAAAUGAGAUUGUCGAGAUGACAAGAGUACAACAAUGUAAAAGAUGCA
Molecule: messenger RNA, 1968 nt
Organism: Aedes albopictus (Asian tiger mosquito)
Lineage: Eukaryota; Metazoa; Arthropoda; Insecta; Diptera; Culicidae
Gene: phr
Product: deoxyribodipyrimidine photo-lyase
Exons: 3
Coding region: 237-1826 (529 amino acids)
Biological process (GO): photoreactive repair
Molecular function (GO): deoxyribodipyrimidine photo-lyase activity
Source: RefSeq, a predicted model, not a curated record